Linum tenue is the source of this 1236-nucleotide messenger RNA. The record is from the annotation of a GenBank genome assembly. Lineage: Eukaryota; Viridiplantae; Streptophyta; Magnoliopsida; Malpighiales; Linaceae.
AUGUUUCGGGUAAGCUCCACAGAAACCAUCAAACCGUCUUCCCCAACUCCUGCCCAACUUGCCACAUUCAAGCUCUCCCUCAUGGACAACCUAGUCCCACCACUUUAUGUACCUUUCAUCUUCUUCUUUUAUCCUGCUCCCGCCUCCACGGGAUCAAAACCAGGGGAGAGAGAGACAAUAUUCGACACCCUCAGGUCUUCACUCGCCCAGACCCUCACGCGCUUCUACCCACUCGCCGGCAGGUACGUCAAUGAAGCCGGUUCGGUUCCCGCCGUCCAUUGCAACGACGAGGGCGUGCCGUUUACUUCCGCCACGGUCGAUGGCGACAUUAACGGUUCGUCCCUGGCUGAGUUUCUCAGGAGACGAGUCGAAAUCGACUCGCUCACGCAAUUCCUCCCUUUCCCUGCCGAUUUCGUCUCGGACCUCGAAUCGGCGCCGCAGAUCGGCUUCAGGGCUACCGCUUUCCCCUGUGGCGGGCUCGCCAUCGGGGUUUGCUUUUUGCACAAGAUCAUCGACGCCGCCACUCUGGCCGAUUUUAUGAAACUCUGGUCCGCCGUCGCCAGGAGCGAGGAGAAAACGGCGUCAGCAGCAGUAGGCGGCGGCGCGUACGCUCACAAUCUCGCCGGCACGUCGCUCCUUCCGCUCCGACACGACGAUGUCCCCGCAGCGGCAGAGGAUUUUGCGGGCAAAAAAGGGAAGAUGCUGACGAGGAGACUCGCGUUCAACGAAGAAGCGAUUCAUGCGCUGAAAGCCAAAGCGAAGAGCGAUCGGAUACCCAACCCGAGCCGGACCGAGGCGGUUGGUGGAUUUUUGUGGAAGCACGUGAUGAGUGCAGCCGCCAGAUCAGCAGCAUCACCCGACGCCAGAUCCGUUGUCUCAAUUGCAGGAAAGUUACAAGGCAAAGAUGGGAGACAAGAAUAUAUGAGGAAUCUAGAAGGAUUAUGGAAGCCGGAGAUCACGAUAGGUGCUGUUAAAAAUGAGUGUAUAAUAGUGCCACUUACGAUAUCUUCCACGAUCGGAAUGAGAUUGUACGAUGUUGAUUUUGGAUGGGGAAAGCCUGCUUGGGUCACCAUGGCUCGGUUCCGUGAUCCAAUCUCAAAUGCGGCCAUGUUGCUACAAUCCCCAGUUGGAUAUGGUGUUGAAGUUUGGCUCACCUUGCCUGAAAAAGAAAUGGACAUACUGGAACAAGAAGCUGAGUUCCUUACUUAUGCUAAGAAUAAUAUCUCCGUACUUUGA